AUGAAACUUCGAGAUUCUCUUGAGACUGCUAUAGACAAAAUUUUGAAACAUUACCGAAAAUUCAAUUGGGUCUACAGUUCAGUUUUAAUUCUAGAUCCUAGAUUUAAAUACGAAAUGUUUCAGAAGACAAAAUGGGGUCGUGAAAUGGCUUCUGACUCUUUAAAAAAAUUUAAUAAAAUUUUUGAAGAUUUAUACGCACCAAAAAAAUCUAGAAAUCAACCAGAAGAUAACUUCCAAUCGCCACAUGACAACAAUGCAAGCGCUAAUGAAAACGAUAAAGAUGAAUUUAAUAUUCUCUCAUUUUUCGAACAGGUUUCUGUACCUGCAUGGCGUGAAGAAGUUGAUGGAUAUUUGAAAGCACCAUUCGCUGACAGGAAGACAGACAUUGGACUCUGGUGGAAGCAAAAUCAAAAUAUCUAUCCUAAUUUAAGUCGCAUGGCCAGAGAUCUCUUCAGCAUUCAAGCGACUUCUGCACCGGCAGAACGUCUAUUUUCAAAGGCUGGAUUAAUUAUAAGAAAACAACGGAAUCGACUAAAUAAUGAAUCGGCUAGAACAUGUAUCUGUCUCAAUUCUUGGAUGACAUGCAGUUUACACUCAAUUAUAACAAAAAAAACUGAGAAAUUCGUAGAAUUGUGA
Messenger RNA from Leptopilina boulardi, 636 nucleotides. RefSeq lists its product as uncharacterized. Gene Ontology annotation, molecular function: protein dimerization activity. The coding region runs from base 1 to 636 and encodes 211 amino acids. NCBI's taxonomy places the organism in Eukaryota, Metazoa, Arthropoda, Insecta, Hymenoptera, Figitidae. The record is from RefSeq and is a predicted model, not a curated record. The transcript has a single exon.